Rotaria sp. Silwood1 is the source of this 957-nucleotide messenger RNA. NCBI's taxonomy places the organism in Eukaryota, Metazoa, Rotifera, Eurotatoria, Philodinida, Philodinidae. The record is from the annotation of a GenBank genome assembly.
AUGAUAAUAAAUGUUGUUAAUGGAAAUGACGCGUCAUGUUUCAAAAAUACUGAAAUCAACCAGCUGCAAUGUGUUCAACGUUUAAAUAAAACAUUAAAUAAACAUUUUGAAAAACGACCCGAAGAUAAAAUAAAAUUUGAAAGAUUUAAAAUUGAAAAUCUCGAUAACUUUAAUUUAGUUGAAUUAUUUUUUAUAAAACUUCUUCGUAUACCUAAUUAUAAUUUUAAAUUAAAAUGUUAUCAAUAUUGUGAUGAAUUACAAUCACAAUUAAAUUUAUUAAGUCAAUCAAUUGAUCGCAUUAUUCAUGGUAUUGAAUUAAUUUUACAUCAUGAAUAUUUACCUGGUAUAUUUCAACUUUUAUGUUAUUUAUACAAUAUUGUAUCAAACAAAUGUGUACCUGGUCUUGAUUUAAUAUCAUUAGUUGAUGCGCUAAAUUCACCAACAAAUCACAUAAAUAAAACUGUUGCACAUGUUCUUGCAGAAAUUCUUAAUGAACAUUAUUCAAAUUAUUUAAUAAAUAUAAUUAAUGAUCAAGAAUUGAUCGAAUUAAAGAAAUUAAUUUUAAUAAAAUAUGAAAAACUUUAUAUAGAAAUACGUGAAAUAUAUCAACAAUAUCAACAACUUGAAUAUGAAUAUAUAGAUAUUAAAAAUCAAUAUGAAUUACCAUUAUUUAUUUCAUCAAUGUUAUUAGAAGCAAAAAAACAAUUUGAAAAAUUAUUUCAACAAGAAAUUCUUAUAAAAAAAGGUGAACAAGAUUUAGCUAUUUAUUUUUGUUCGAAUGAUUUAACAAUUGAUAUUUGUUUAUCAACUGUUGGUCAAUUUGUUGAUAAACUUCGUCUUGCCCAUAUUGAAAAUAUGAAAGAACAAAAACAAAAAGUUUCAAUAACCAAUUAUGAACGUAAACAUUCCGUACUAUUGCCAAUAAAAAAAAAAUCUUCGUUUUUAUCAUGUGUUUAA